UUGUCAGAGAAGCGUUGCGGUCUAAGGUCAUAUAUUGUCACGCAACCUCAAUUUUCUGCUGCGGGAAAGCUCAAAAAUGAAGUUUUGCCAAAUGAUGUUGUGGAUGCUAAAUAUAUUCUUGGAGUUUCUUUAGCACACGAGGUAAACAAGCGAAUACCCUGAGAAAGUCAAUGCAUGUUGGAAACAAGCAAGCUGACACUCUUUUUGAGCAACGACGAACCUGUCAGUCAAGAAAAAGAAAAAGCGAGCCAGUCAGUCUUCUUGGCCAUGGCUGACUCUGCUCUGACUCAUAUAGAAGCCAAUAGACGUGAGAACCGAGACGAUUUAGUACCCAUGGUGAGAAGAUGCUCCCCAUGUUUUUUAUGUGGCACCAAUUGCCUCAUUUGCCAAAGGGAUGGGACAAAUCCAAAGAAAAGCCAAGCUCAGACGUCUCCUACAGCCCUCGUGACCCCGGGUGCCCUCCUCGACGAGUCCAGGAUUGGACAUUUUUCAUUUUGUCAGCAUCCCGCAUGUUCUAGUUCCUCGUCUUGGCCAGGGUCUGAGGGCUCAACUGUAUCCAUCCAGAGUGUCUACUUUUGCAGUGAGCCUUGUCACUUGAUCCACAAAGGAGAGGAGGGCAAAUCCAAUUCAAACUUGAGGGACUCUCGAGCUCAUAGUGAGGGUCAAAAGAAUCCAGACUGCUCACCAACCAGUUCCUACGUUGAGAAACCCAUCUGUUGUCGUGCUUUCGCUAUAGCCGAAAACUCAACUGUAGGCCGUUUUGUGGUGGCCACUAGAGAGGUCCGACCUCUAGAAACGGUUCUGGAGGAUUUUCCCGUUGUAAUUGCUCCACAAAGCCAGCCGGUGUGCCUAGUGUGCUUGAAGAAAGCCAGAAAUUUGAAAUUUGCCUGUCUACUGUGUUGGUUUCCCACGUGUUCCGAAGAGUGUGUUCCGCUGCAUCAAAACCUACCCGAGUGUGCAAUUUUCAGCCAGAAACCAGGUUCUGGUCCAAAAUGCGAGGAAGAUUUAAACCAGUCCUCCAUAGCUUAUGCUAGUGUGGGGGUUAUUCGCCUUUUGGAUUUCAUCGCCGAAACCAAUUCCGAACAUGGCAAAAACAAUGACAAUAACAACAACAACAACAAUCCAACGCACAGGAGGGAUUGGUUGCUUCGUUUAAUGGAUCAUAUCCCAGACAUCAAACUUGAUCCGACCCAUUGCCAAUACCUCGAGGAAAUAGUCCAAUUCUUAUCCGGGGUGUUUCCGUCUGAACGGGUGGAACGUGCCUAUGGGAUCUUGAGGGUCAACUCGUUUGGCUUCACCACUCCACAAGGAGGCGAUGGUCGGGCUCUGUAUCCGCUAGUGGCUUUGAUGUCUCACUCCUGCCAACCCAAUGUCCAGCACGUUCAAAGCGGAAGUGACAGCCGAGUGAAAUUGGUGGCUCAACGCUUGAUCAAGCCCGGCGAAGAAAUGACCAUAAGCUACAUCAACACCUUUCAAGGGCCUCUUGAGCGACGUCGAUCUUUAAAAGAGCAAUGGUUUUUUGACUGCUCUUGCUCAAGAUGCGAAGAUAUUAGUGAUGGUGGUCUAUUCUCGCAUGCGGUUCUUUGUCAAAAAUGCUUCGAUCGAGUUUUACCGCGCGACCAGCAAAACCCAGCCACCACAUGGAUUUGCCAGGGCUGCCAGACACAAUAUGCUGCCAACUACGCCAAGGACCGAGAAAUCCAAGUGGCCAAAGAAUGGGAGAAUGAGGCCAUGGACCGUGCCAAUAUUAAGCAAUGUGAGGAUUUCAUCCAAAAAGUCGAGAGCCAAUCAUUGUCCGAAUUCAACCACUUUCUUGUCAAAAUCAAAUCUCAUCUGGCUGUCCUUUAUACCGUGAGAGAAUCGGCGGAAACACUUGCUAACAGGCCAAUUUUGGAGAGGAGGGUCGAGCUCUGUCAAUCCAUUAUCAAAUACCUGUAUCAUAUGGACAAGGGUCAGACCAAAAAAUUGGGAGUUUUCCUCCUCGAGUUGAACAAGCCCAAAAUGCGAUUGGCCAAGCUCAACUUUGACCAAGGACUCUCGACUCGAAAAGAGUAUUUGAAAUCUUUGGCUGAAGGAGCUCGAACGGAGACUCAAGCCAAAAACAUGAUUGGUCGGUACAAACUUGUGAAUUCAUUUGCCAUCAAAUCGGAGGCGUGUAAAUAUGAACAUCAGUAAUGCUUGUCCAUUGGAGUCCAACAUACAUGUUAAGUCAUAUCAAUAAAGUAGCGCCAGUUCGAUCUGGUUCAAACCAGACUGGCUCUUCGCUUAGUUCUGGCAACCAUCGGAUUGAUCCAUCGACAGGUAGAUAG
Messenger RNA from Tigriopus californicus, 2309 nucleotides. RefSeq lists its product as uncharacterized. The transcript is spliced from 5 exons. The record is from RefSeq and is a predicted model, not a curated record. Bases 175 to 2175 code for a protein of 666 amino acids. NCBI's taxonomy places the organism in Eukaryota, Metazoa, Arthropoda, Copepoda, Harpacticoida, Harpacticidae. Gene Ontology annotation, molecular function: protein binding.